GGAACGGGAGCGGGGAGUGCGGAGGAACUGGACCGGACCGACCCGACGGGAUGGGAGGGAGCAAAGAGUCGGAGGGAGCGGACGGGACGGGAUGGAAUGGGACGGCACGGGAUAGGAUGAUGGACGGGACCCGCGAAUCCGCGCCCCCGGGCCCGCUCUCCGCCGCCUUCCUGCGGGCCGGCAGUCGGUGCAGCCAUGGUGUCCAAAAAGCAGCUGGCAGACUUUGGCUACAAGGCCUUCUCGGGCUCCAUGAUGCUGCUGACGGUGUACGCCGGCUACCUGUGCAGCGUCCGUGUGCAGAGGAUGCUCCAGCACCGCCGCCAGCGCGAGAACGCGCCUGGGCCUGAGAGCUGAGCCCUGCUGGGACCGGCCCCGGGAGCUGGGGCUGGCCCCGGGAGCUGAGCCUGCCCCGGGAGCUGGGACUGGCCCCGGGAGCUGGGACUGGCCCCGGGAGCUGAGCCUGCCCCGGGAGCUGGGACUGGCCCCGGGAGCUGAGCCUGCCCCGGGAGCUGAGCCUGCCCCGGGAGCUGGGACUGGCCCCGGGAGCUGAGCCUGCCCUGGGACCAGCCCCACCUUCCCAGUCCCCCCCUGGGCUGGGGGAGGCAGAUGGAGUGCAAUAAAACCGUGUCAAAGUGGC
Molecule: messenger RNA, 637 nt
Organism: Motacilla alba alba
Lineage: Eukaryota; Metazoa; Chordata; Aves; Passeriformes; Motacillidae
Product: cytochrome c oxidase assembly protein COX14 homolog
Exons: 2
Coding region: 196-354 (52 amino acids)
Source: RefSeq, a predicted model, not a curated record